Sorex fumeus (smoky shrew) is the source of this 1437-nucleotide messenger RNA. It is a transcript of the gene CHIA, whose product is annotated as chitinase acidic. NCBI's taxonomy places the organism in Eukaryota, Metazoa, Chordata, Mammalia, Eulipotyphla, Soricidae. Gene Ontology annotation, molecular function: chitinase activity; chitin binding. Gene Ontology annotation, biological process: chitin catabolic process; carbohydrate metabolic process. Gene Ontology annotation, cellular component: extracellular region. The transcript is spliced from 11 exons. The coding region runs from base 1 to 1437 and encodes 478 amino acids. The record is from RefSeq and is a predicted model, not a curated record.
AUGACCAAGCUGACCCUCCUCACUGGUCUACUUCUUGUGCUGGCAGCUGAGAUAGGUUCUGCCUACCACCUGACAUGCUACUUCACCAAUUGGGCCCAGUAUAGGCCUGGCCUGGGGCGCUUCAAGCCUGAAGACAUUGACCCCUGUCUUUGUACCCACCUGAUCUAUGCCUUUGCUGGGAUGAAAAACAAUGAGAUCACCACCAUCGAAUGGAAUGAUGUCACCCUUUACCAAUCUUUCAAUGGCCUGAAAAACAAAAAUAGUCAACUGAAAACUCUCCUGGCUAUUGGUGGCUGGAACUUUGGAACUGCUCCCUUCACCACCAUGGUUUCCACUCCUGAGAACCGCCAGACUUUCAUUACUUCAGUCAUCAAAUUCCUGCGCCAGUAUGGGUUCGAUGGGCUGGAUUUUGACUGGGAGUAUCCAGGUUCCCGUGGGAGCCCUCCCCAGGACAAGCACCUCUUCACCGUUCUGGUGAAGGAAAUGCGUGAAGCUUUUGAGCAGGAAGCUAAGCAAGUCAACAGGCCCAGACUGAUGGUCACUGCUGCUGUAGCUGCUGGCAUCUCCAAUAUUGAGUCUGGUUAUGAUAUCCCUCAGCUGUCCCAGUACUUGGACUUCAUUCAUGUCAUGACCUAUGACUUCCAUGGCUCCUGGGAGGGCUACACUGGUGAGAACAGUCCCCUCUACAAAUACCCAACUGACACUGGCAGCAACGCCUACCUCAAUGUGGACUAUGCCAUGAAUUACUGGAAGAACAAUGGGGCCCCAGCUGAGAAGCUCAUCGUUGGAUUCCCAACUUAUGGUCACAACUUCAUCCUGAGCAACCCGUCCAUUCAUGGAAUUGGUGCUCCUACCACUGGCCCUGGCCCUGCUGGACCCUAUACCAGGCAGGAUGGUUUCUGGGCUUACUAUGAGAUCUGUAACUUCCUUAAGGAUGGGGCUACUCAAAUGUGGGAAGCUUCCGAGGAAGUCCCCUAUGCUUACAAAGGCAACGAGUGGGUUGGAUAUGAUAACACCAAGAGCUUCAAAGUUAAGGCUGAUUGGCUUAAGAAGAAUAACUUUGGAGGUGCUAUGGUUUGGGCCAUUGAUUUGGAUGACUUCACUGGGAAUUUCUGCAACCAGGGCAAAUACCCUCUGAUCAACACCCUGAAGGAUGCCCUAGGCCUGCGGAGUGCAACUUGCAAAGCUCCAGACCAGCCCAUUCCUCCCAUCACCGAAGCUCCCAGCACAGGCGGUGGCAGCUCUGGGGGCAGCUCUGGGGGCAGCUCUGGGGGCAGCUCUGGUGGCAGUGGAUUCUGUGCCAGCAAGGCCAAUGGCCUGUACCCAGAUCCCACUAACAGAAAUGCUUUCUACAACUGUCUGAAUGGACAAACUUUCCUUCAGCACUGCCAGGCUGGCCUCGUUUUUGAUCCUUCCUGCUCUUGCUGCAAUUGGUGA